Loxodonta africana (African savanna elephant) is the source of this 8159-nucleotide messenger RNA. RefSeq names its product heat shock transcription factor, X-linked-like. The record is from RefSeq and is a predicted model, not a curated record. Gene Ontology annotation, molecular function: DNA-binding transcription factor activity; sequence-specific DNA binding. Lineage: Eukaryota; Metazoa; Chordata; Mammalia; Proboscidea; Elephantidae. Gene Ontology annotation, biological process: regulation of DNA-templated transcription.
CUUCCAGGUACAGCCUAAGGGGACGGGAGGAAAAUAGGGACGGCAUCAAGAAUCCACAGCUGCCUAGGUGACACCGUGUCACCUUUGCUGCAGCUCAUGAGACUCAGCAGAGAAUUGGGGGGGGCAUUCCAAGAUGCCCCCCACGGGGAUCGGGUUUCAGAGAUUCUUCUGCAUGGCCAGGGCUCACCAACAGCCAAGGAUUGCUCAUGUUUAAGCAAACUCUCUCCCUGAUUGCUGUGGGGCCCACCAUGGUCCCUCUGCCUUUUCAUGGGAUGGGAGCUCAGGUGGAGUGUCAGCUGGUGGUUUGUAGCAACCGACAAGGAGAUCUAGCUCGUGCUGUUGACUAAAUGAUGUCCCGUCGUUAGCCAAGGGCCUUCCUUAGGCUCAGUAGAUUUCAGACUUGCUGUCAAGCACAACAUCUUUGAAAGCAACGCCAGCAGUUCUGCCUUCCUGCCAGGUACCUUGUUCCCUGGGUGGGUCUCACUGAAUCCUCACAUCCCUGUAAGGCAGCUGCUGACACUGUCACCACCGUGAGGAGACUGAGGCUCAGAGAGGUUAAGUAACACGCCUGCGGUAACAGAGCUUGGACGUGGCUGGGCUGGGAUGCCAACCUCAGCCUUCCAAGUGAGAUCCCUGGCUCUCACCCACGGUGCAGGAGAGCCUCAGGCCUGGGUCCCUAUUUCCGCCUCACCUCAGUGGUCAGCAGUCUCUGUGCCUGGAUUGAGAUGGGGUGUCAUGGAGUGGUGCCCCCUAUGUGAUGUGGGUGUGUGGUGAACCAAGAUGAAAAAUGAGCUGGUGCAGUGCUUAGCUUUCAGCAAACAGCUGACAUUACCCAGUGAUGAGAUCAUCAGCUUUUAUUAGUAACGCAGAGAUUAGGAUGAAGAGGAACUGGGCAAGAUUCAUCAUGGGGUCAGUCUUGCUCAGACCCUCAUCCCAGCGUGAAUUGACCAAGGAAACAUCUUCUACGAAUGCCCCACAAUGCGCUGUAGGCAGGAGACAGAGGGAUUCAUGUCAUAGAUUGAAACCUUAAACUGGAGGGGUAUAUGUGCUGGAGUGCAUGGGGAAAGGGUAACGGGGUAAGAGGAAGGGGCCUUUGAUUAGGCACACCUGGCUGCCCGUCCUGAUACCGGGAAGGCGUCUUUGUUCAGAUGCAAACAGCAUAGCCAUCCUGUGACCAAGGUGCGUAACCGGAAAGACCAUUCCUUCCCCUCUAGCUACAAGAUCAAUUUUGUAAGCCUGCAUUUUCUGUUUAAUGAUGCAACCUGUUAAAAGUCGCCAGUAGAAACUGUCCCCCCUCCUCCACCAGGGUGCAUACUUAGUACAAUUAAGUAGUCAAGGAGACUUUGGGAAACAAAACUCAAUCUGGGAAAGCAGCUGCUUUCCCUCAGGGAGAACGAGAUACAGAUGCUGCUCUGGGUGGACAGACAUCCCAUGCUGGACCUCCCAGUCCCAACCUCAAAAGAACAGUUGCAGGGGUCAAACACGAGGGCAGAUCCAAGACACAUUUCUCUCUGACGUGGUCAAGGGAAAGAAGGCAUGUGUUAAGGACAGGGGACAAAUGCCCUGUCAUGGAGAGAUCACGGAGACGCCCGGCAUGUAAUAGGGUAUGGAUGGGGGGCCGUGUCCAUGCGGAGGAGAGGCAGGAGGAAGGACGCCUACGGUCCUGUGGGUGCUCAGCAAUGGGGGAAGAGAGGGCCAGCCCAGUCACCUGCGUACCCAUCUGCAGUGUGCCUUCCUAUGACAUAUCCUGCGGGCAUGGUACGGCAUCUGUGUGGAGGACUUUGCUGCCCCUGCCUGUGACUGUGCUACAACGGUGGUUGGCUCCAGCCUUGACCAUGGACACUUGUCCAAGAUUCUGCUCAGUGUUUGCAAACGUUAAUCCCGUGCAGCGCUUCAAAGCCAGUGAGUUCCAUGAAGGAGCUCUGAACCUGCUGAGUCGGUGACUUCCAUCUGGUUCUACCUGACCCAGGGGCUCUCGGAGGAAGACAUGUCCUGGUUUGAAGGAAGGUUGGGCCUGAUCCCGGAAACACAAAUGUUUGAAUCAGCCGUGACAUUUUGAAAUGAACAUGUGUGGCCCAGAAUGUGAGACAUGCUGACAGGUAACCCACCUGUGUGGCUUUCUAUUGAGGUCACUUGCUAAGUGUCCUGUGACGUCCCUGUCAAGCAGCCUGGGCACCUUUGUGACACCUGGGGCUGCAUUGUGAGCCCAGCGCUGGGGGCUAAGCCUCACCCUUGUUGCUAGGAAGGAAGCAGAGCCUUCACUUUGCAUGGAUAGUUGCGAGAAGAGCAGUCCCCCAGGCCAGGACCCAGGCUCGAGCAUGGCCCUUUCUCCCCCAAGGGCCGGGGCACCCCGAAAUGUCAGUGAGGGACCGGUUCCUGCAGCAGUUCCGGCAGGGGCCUGGGACGACCCGCUGCCACCUGGCUGCCCCAACAGGAGAUUCCUGCUUGAAGAGACCGCUUUCCAAACGCCGACCGAGAGGCCUUCUUUGAGAAGAGCAGGCCCAGGCACGAACACCCUGUCACCGAGGGGCGGGAGCCUGUGUUCUCUCCCCUUCCCCAAGAACUGGAACAUCGUGAGCAGCAAUCAGUUUGUGUCCAUUUGGUGGGAGUGUAACGGCGCGUGCGUCGGGAUCAACGAAAAACUAUUUCAAAAAGAGAUUUUGGACCAAGACGGUGCUGACAAAGUGUUUGCAACGCACUAUAUGAAGAGCUUCAUCCGCCAGCUCAACCUCUACGGCUUCAGCAAAAUGCACCAGAUUGCUUGGCAACCUGUCUGCCUCGCUAGAUGUUUCAAAGAAGAAAGAUCAGUGUGUGUCGUGAGCAAGGUAACGACCGAGGGCCUCCCUCCCAGGGCUAAGGCGGUGGGCUCGGGGACAGGGUCAUUGAACUCCCAGGACGGCCUCUGGGGAGUGGGGGCACCUAGGGUGAGGUGCAGGACAGCUCCUAGGCCUGUGUCCCCUCUGGGUGGUGCAGGGCCCCGCAAGCUGGACUCGAGGUGCUGCCCUAAGCCAUUUAACGAGAGUGCUGAAGGCAGAUUACACUUCUACUAUUGCCCCUACUUUAAAAAAACUUCCUCUAAGCUCCUUGUGAAGAUGAAGAGACGAGUGGGCGUAACAGGGUCAUCCAAAGCCGUCCUGCACACGUACUCCCAGCAGAGGGAGAGCCAGCCCGAAGCCCCGAGAUCUCCUUCAGCACCUACAGCCGUGGAGCGACAGGAAGCUCCCACCUGUCCCAGUGAGAACAAGCCAGCGGGCCCGGGGAACCCAGAACUGCCCGAUGACACGUCCGGAAGCAGCAGUGCCCGCUGGGCCCCACCAGCAACUGCAGCAAGGGCCCUCGAGGCUGGUGGGAAGAAACCUGGGGGCUGUGGCCCACCUGUCAGCACGGUCUCCCCACUAGCCGGAGAAGAGCCAGACUCCCCGGGCUGCCCCUGGUACCGAGGCCACUGCCCUCGGAAAGCCUCCCCGGGUUGUCCACGUCAGGGUUUCUGCGCAUAUAUGUUCCUUUGGGCCGAUGGUGGGUCUGCCAGCCGAGCCUCCAGGAUACCACAGCUCCCCUGCCAUGUUCCUGCCUUGGGCGGGCCUGUUGCCCUUCUGCUGCCCCUGGGUCCCCAUGCCCAUCAGGGCUAUGGGGCCUGCUGUCCGCAUGCCUGUUUCCUCACCCCCAGCCAUGCCAUUCCACUGCUUCGCCAACUGCCCCUGCUUCUCAGCCUACAGGCUGCCUAUCAUCAGGCCCCCAGGGUGUCCUGUGCUCAGGGACCACCACAGAUAAGGCAGUCAUUUUCCCAGGAAGGGUGCAGGCCAAUAAAAGCACCAGAAAAUGAGUGACCGUCUAUGUGAGUGAUGAUCCUUGUCUCUGUCACUUGUCUGUCUUUGCACUUGAGUCGCCCUCUGAGGUAUGGUUUGCUUGCAUGGUAGAAGCAAACGUAAGCACGGUCUUCCCCAGCAUAACGCAGGCCCCUAGGUGAUGCUCAGACAGGUUACGGGUGUGAGGAAGGCCUUGGGACAGCCUGCAUCCACUCAUUAAAGAGCUGUCUGAAAUCUGCGACAGGUUCCAAACCCUGACGUUGGUGCGUAACCACCACACUGCCUUCUUGGCCACCCAGGCACAAUUCCCUGUCCUGUCUGUGCCUUGUAUAACACUCUCUUCAACUGACAGAUGAAGAAAGACCAACUCUCACUUUAGGGGAGGGCUGACACGUGCCCUUCCUGUCCCCCAACAUACCGUUGUGCAGGUGACAGUCACCGCGCAUGAGUCCUACAGGUUUUCUGUUGAGAGGGGCUCAUGUGUAUGUGGAUGCGGCGGUUGACCUUUGGCUUUGAUUCCACGUGCUGGGUCUGGGAGUUUUUUCUUUUAUUUUUAGAACUAAAAAUUGAUAUGAUAGUUGUGCUUAGAAAGAAACCUUCUGGAGACAAGCCUUUCUCUUUACAAGUUGGUUCUGCUUGCUUGGGGUAUCUACAUGAGAACACACGCUCUCAUCGAUGGGGCUCCGUAGAGUGCUCUGUCCGAAAGCGCAUGAGAAGGACACUUUCCAGUUCUUCGUAUAGAUAAUUAGGCAUAGCACCCAAAGACUUCCGAGAUCAGGCAGUGGGAGAACCCAAACCCCAACACCGCGAGGUGGCGAUCUCCUGGAUUUUGAAUUUGGCCCAAGGUAGGAGAGUUCUGUGAGAGCUGAAGAGUGGGUGGGAAGUGGACACUUGGGAACGGCUGACAGAAGUGCUUGUAAUCCCCAUCUCGCACUGCCUUGCAGGUGGAGAGCCCCGUCUAGCUGCUGUUACAAACCAGUGCUUAGGUAGAAAUGGGUGCCCAUCGCCUUUCUACGCUUCCUGAAUUUGUGAGCUCUUCCACUUUUCAGAAGGGCAUUUUUCUCAUCUUGUAAUUCCAAAUGCCUCUUGAUCUUUACUUGAGUCAUGUGGAGAUGGAUGCUCCUUAAAUCCACUUCAACCCACGGGAAACUUGCUUACAUGCAGAUCUAUGUAGAAAGGUGUGGGUUUGCACAACGUAAUACCGGGUGGUUUGCCUUUGAAAAGGAUUUGCUUGAAGGACAUGGUCUCGUUUACAAAGCCUAGAGUGUAUGACACCAGUAGCAGACCUUCUCCAUACUUCAUUCUUACCAUUUACUCAUUUCUCUGUUUUGAACUUAAUAGUUAAAGGAAAUAUGCCGACCUUGAGUCCCUCUGAGCUAGGGCAGAGGGCUGCUUUCUAGAAACAUCUGGGAAUAAAGUGAGUGUGAACAGGUUUUAAGGGCUGUGUCCUGACAGCUAAACCAAGUCUUGAAAAUACAGACCGGGAUGAUCCAGGGCACGGUAUUUCACUGUUGCUUCCAGGACACGAUAAGGUGACAGCGAUUAGAAAAGUAUAAAACAUGACUGAACUAGAAGUAGCUCUAGACCUAGAGAGGGCUGCAUGAAAUGUACAGAAGGUAUGUAAAGUGUGACAUUUUAUGCCAAAAUCAUACACCCAGGUGGUUCUGAUGUCUGGGUGACAGGAAAUACAUAGACACACAGGUGUGUGUAUGUCUAUGUAUAUAUUAUGUAUACACACACAUAAUGAGAGUAACAAUAGCCAGGCCUUUCCAAAGCACAAUACAGCAUGGUUACUUUGGGCACCUGCUCUGUGUCUACUGCCGUGGUCCAUACAGCUUCCUAAACACCUGACAGAACCUUCCAGAAGCUAUUGAAUUGGUUUGACCUCAUCUGUACAAGUGUAGAGUCAUUGCCUGUGUCUUGUGUUGAGGGAGAGCAUGGACACCCUGGACUCACUUGCCACUGAGCACCGCCCAGACCUCCUUUAGCCCAAGGUCAGCUAGGUUCCAAGGUCAGUGUACCCCAAGAUCACCUCUGAGGUCUCCUUUUCCCCUGUACCCUCUCCAGUGAAGGUGGCUACAGCCAAACAGUGACAAAUGAGAAAGUGGAAAAUAGGGUAGCACCCUCUCCCACGGUCUGACCAAACCCAAGAACCCCAGUUCUGUGGGAAUGUGUCCACGACCUCCCUGUGUGUGCUGCCUCUUAGGGCUUAGUGACAAUGGCAUUCUGCCAUCAUGGCGCCCCAUGGGAUGACAGACGACUGCCAUAGAGGCCAGUGGGGGCUCUGGGUCAUUACCACAAAGCUGGAUGUCCUCAGUCAAGCGGUCAUAUAACGGUGGGUGAAGCAGCAAGCAGUUAGGGACUGUGGUAGAGCAGCACAGAGGGCAGAAGUCCUGUUUCUGGCAAAGCCUCAGAAAUCACCCCGUAAGUCCUGAGAACAGUGGUUCUCACUCGAGGGUGGCUUCCCCCACACCCCUGCCGCAGGACAUUUGCUAAUGUUUAGGGACUUUGUGGGGAUGUGCUACCGGCUUCUAGUGGAUAGAGGGCAGGGGUUCUGCUAAAUAUCCUCCUAUGCCCAGGACAGCCUCCAUUGAGGAGAAUUACCAGGUCCGAUUGUGCAGUGCCCGCUGGGGACACCUGGCCCUGGUAUACAACCUGCAUUUCCCACCACUCCCCUUUCCUCAUCCUUCCACAUCGGGACCAUCCCUGGGGGACUGGGCUUUCAAGGCAGGGCCCAGAGAAAACAAUUCCCCUUCCACUGUACAAAACAAUGCAAAGAGUCAGGUACAAGUGAGGAUGAGAGCGGGUGAGCAUGGUGAUGGCGCGGUCAGAAUGAAGAAAAGUGCAGAGAAAGACAAUGAUGAAAUCACUGUCCCGGAUGGGAACUUGUUUCAGAGGCGGCUUUGGGCUGUUUCAGAUUCGUGAUUUCAGAGUCUGACAGUUCAACAGACCCCUCAGAACCCUUAGAAAAUGGCUAAACUGCCAGUGGUAAAGGACCAUUCCAGUGGAGCCUUGUAUAUAGUGGCCGCUCAGACCAAAAAAACCCAAACCCAGUGCCGUGGAGUGGAUUCUGACUCAUAGCGACACUAUAGGACAGAGUAGAACUGCCCCAUAGAGUUUCCAAGGAGCGCCUGGCGGAUUCAAACUGCUGACCUUCGGUUAAGAGCCGUAGCACUUAACCACUAAGACACCAGGGUUUCCAGAAGUGCUCCUGAAAUGAGUACUGGAGUGGGAUAACCAUCAGGGCCCUCGAGCUGGCAAGGAGGGGGAAUCGUCCUGGGAGCAUUUAAUCAAGGAGUCAGGAGCCAAGAUGAGGAACCUCAAGGUGAGAACUGACAGGUCCAUCUACCCCAGGACAGAAAGGCCCCACAGAAUCCAGCUUCGGCCCUCUGUCAGCCCUGGGAGACCACGGCAGAGUGGCCGGAUGUGGUGUUUCCUGACUUCUUUCUUGGGAGGCUGAGGGAGGGUUAAGUUGGUCUGAAGGGGGCAGCCUCAGGUCAGCAGACAGAGGAGUCCCUGGUUCUGCCAAGAGUCAAGGUCAGGACCCGAGGGAGGACAGAGGGGUCUAUGGACCCUAAAACACAGGAGGCCCCCCCUCGAUAAACCUGUUGCUGCUGUUGCUCUAGGAGGUUUUGAAGGAGCUGUGAGACUGAGGCACUUCCUGAAUGCGGUCUGGAGAAUCUGAGGAGGGUGAAGCCUUGGUCCUGUCUGGAGAGGAGUCAAUCAGCAGAAGGGAGAGGACCCAGACCCUGUCAGCAGUAAACAGGAAUACCUUCAGGACACUGAGGGUAUCCCCCAGACAAAGGGGCCCCACCGUAAACUGCCCCUGCUUGCAGCCCUGGUAGACCCCAGGCAGGGGUGGCCGGAUUUGGUGCGCCCUCCCUUGUGCCUCGGGAGGCCCUCAGGGAGGUGAGACUCCAGGUCUGAGGGGAUUGGGCCCAGGCUCUGCGAGGAGUCAAAGUGAGGACCUGAAAGAAGACUGAGGGGAGCCCCAGCCCGAGAACCGAGUACCCCAGCUCGCCAGGCCCCUGCUGUCAGCUCUGGGAGAUUCUGGGCAAGGCUGUCAGACAGAGGUGCCAUCCCCCACUACUUCCUUCUCGGGGGUCUCAAGAAGAUGUCAGGAGGAAAAAUGAAUACUUUCAGGGGCACUAAAGGUACCUCCAGAAACCCUGGUGGCGUAGUGGUUAAGUGCUACGGCUUUUAAUCAAAAGGUCUGUGGUUCAAAUCCACCAGGCGCUCUUUCGAAACUCUAUGGGUCAGUUCUACUCUGUCCGAUAUGGUCGCUAGGAGUCGGAAUCGACUGGAGGACAAUGGGUUUUCGGUGUUUAAAGGUGCCUCCCACCCUACCCAAUA